AUCUCACUCGGGUGUCUUCCACCGCUGCGCCUUAUUAUUUCUUUGUUUGACCAUGAGUGACAAACUGUGGACAGAGGAGCAGUUUAACUGCCCUGUUUGUCUGGACCUCCCCAAUGAUCCAGUCACCAUCCCUUGUGGCCACAGCUACUGCAUGGCCUGCAUCAAGGACUACUGGAGCAAGGAUGAUCCCAAGGGUAUCUACAGUUGCCCCCAGUGUCGUCAGACUUUCUGUCCUCGGCCCUCGCUUUCCAGAAACACCAUGUUGGCCGAAGCUGUGGAACAACUCCGCAGAGGAACCCCAAGAUCUCAAGUCUAUCAAAGCAUACGAGGGGCAACAAAAUCCAAAAAGAAUCUACCCUCCUCGGCAGUGCUGUGCGACCUGUGCAAGGGAGAGCGGAGGGCAGCGGUCAAGACCUGCCUGAUGUGCAUGAGCUCAUACUGUGAGGAACACCUGAAGCCUCACCAGACCACCAAGGCCAUGAAAGAGCAUGAACUAAUUGCGCCGACAGGGAAUUUGGCAGAAAAGAUCUGCACCCAGCACAAGUACCUGCAGGAGUUCUUCUGUCGCCAAUGUAAGGUGUUCAUCUGUUGGAUUUGCACCAACAACCAACACAAAGGCCAUGAGAGCGUGUCAACCAAGACUGAACGCCUGGAGAAAGAGAAAGGGCUUUCUGAGAUGCAGGCUGUAAAUCAGAAGAAGCUCAAAGACAGACAGCAGGAACUAAAGGACAUGAAGAAGAUGAUGGAUGGGAUGAAGCGCUCAGCAGAACGUGUUCACAGCGACUCAGAGAAGGCGCUGUUGGAGCUCCAACGCUCAGUGGAGAGACUUCAGGAACUCUUAGAGGAGGUGCUGGAUGAGGCUGGCCGAGAGAAGAUGGAGCAGUCCCAGGAAGUGGUUGAUAAUCUGGAGGCAGAGAUCAGGGAGCUGAAGAAGAGGGAUACUCAGAUGAAGGACCUGGCUCAAUGCGAGGACCACAUCUACUAUCUGCAGAUGUAUGAAACCAUGUGCAGUCCGCUUGAGUCGGGAGACCUUCCAGCUGUGCAGGUUAACCAUGAUGCUUCCUUUGAGCCUGUACGUGAUGCCAUCUUGGACCUAAGGGAGCGAGUGGAGGACUUGUGCAACCAAGAGCUGGGAAAGAUCAACAAAAAAGUCAGCGAGACAACUUUGUUCACACUGGGUGGUGCUAAUCGCAAUCAGAAAGCUGCCUUUUUAAAAAUAUUUUCUGCUCUGGGAUCACGUAACUCAAACAACCGUUCAGGGGGCUCAACAUCACGAAGUGCAGAUAGACGAAAACUGGGUUUUAGAGGUCAAGAUGUGAGGAGCAGAGACACAUCACGAGAGGUCCCUCAGAGGUCACCCAGACUGUUUGACAGACAUAGGCGAGAUGAAAGGGAGUCAGCAGGAGGAGAGGACAACCUAAGACCCAGUCCGAGACCAAGUCCAACCCCCAGUCCGACUCCAAGCCGAAGAGGAUCCUCGUCUCUGUGGAGUAGGUCCAAUCAGAGUCAAGGCGUCACUGCUACUCCCACUCCUACUCCAGUGAGCUUGACCCCUACUCAAAAUAUUGCUCCUGUGCAAGCAUCCACUGGAGCUUUUAGCCGGAUGCCAUCAAUCAGCAGUAUUUUCCGGUCCCGUCGUGGCAACACACAUACAGCUAGCGCGUCGCUUGCAGGUGCGCUUCCAACUCUGUCUGAAAUGCCAACGGAAGUUAACCCCAGUUUGUUCUUGGACUCGCCCUCCCCCAUGGCCAAUAAUCACACUCCUGCUUUUCCCGCAUUAAGAGAAAUCAGCAUUGACAGCAUCCACGCUCCAGAACCAAGGGAAAGAGAGGACUUCCUACAAUAUUCGGUAAAUUUCACCCUGGAUCCAAACAGCGCCCAUCGUCGCCUGGUUCUCUCCGAGGGCAACACAAAGGCCACCCUGCAGGGGCAAGUGCAGCCCUACCCAGACACUCCCCAACGAUUUGACAGUUGGACUCAGGUCAUGUGCGGGAACCCGCUGUAUUCCCAGCGUUCCUAUUGGGAAGUGGAGUGGCGAGGCCGAGGCUCCUCUAUUGGUGUGGCGUAUGGUUCACUGACCAGGAAGGGCUCAGACGCUAGGGUGGGAAUUGGCUACAAUGUGCAAUCAUGGACGUUGGAGCUAUCCGACACAUGCUGCACAGCACUCCACGACAACCAGAAGAGGGAUAUACCUGUCACCUACUCCCCCCGUCUGGGCAUCUACGUGGAUUCGUCCACAGGAACACUGGCAUUCUACAGCGUGGCCGAGAACAUGACACACCUCCACACUUUCAGGGCAAACUUUACACAGCCUCUUUAUGCUGUCUUUGGGGUGGGGAGUGGAGUUGGAGUGGGUUUAGAUUUUGCACUUGGACAAUUUAACACCACCUCUGAUAGCAUCAAGCUGUGUCCAAUGUGAAAAUGCACACAAGGGCAAAAUAUGUUUUUGGGUUGUCAUUUGUUCAUCAUUAAAUACACUUUCAAUCACCCAUCUUCUGUAUCCAGUUAAGCAGGUGUGGUAUAAAUAGUUACCACUGUCCCUUACAGCAACACUAGGUAACUUUUCAACCUUUAUAAAAUAUUUUCAUAACAUUUGUGAUGUCAACUGACAACUAGUUGAAUGACACCUCUUUUAUAUCUUGAGGGGGUCUGUAUUGCUUUUACCAGCUCUAAUUAACUUUAAGGUGGGUGGCAGGAACCCUGCCACACCAAAAAAGUGCUUUAUGUCAUACGUCACUUCCCCAUUUCCCCAUUCAUUAUAAAGACGGAGGUCGAUGUAAACGCUUUUACACAAUUUCUGCAAAGAUGGCAGAGCAUCAAAAGAGAAAAACAUUUGUCCGAGGAGGGGGGGCUACCAGGAGACUCAACCAAUACAUUGGCUCGGCUUUCACUCGCUGCCGUGACGCCCACCACCUCCAAAUGAAUGCUGACGAGUUCGGGUGAGGUGGGGGGGUUUAGCUACAUUUAGGCAGACGGGUGCUAAUCGUCAUGUUAUUGUUUAGCCACAGCUAGAUUAAUAACCUUAUUACUACUCACCCUUUACACAGCUGCUGAACAGAAAUUUUUAAUCCAUCUGCAGGAGACAGUGAGAUCAUAAUUAUACGACACUGUGGGGUGUGCGGGUGUGCACUGGUCCUCAUGGGAAACGCAGUCCUUCUUAAGGCAAAACACUCCCGCUUUUGUCCACCAGCAUCGCUAAAAUCGACCAAACUGAAAAGU
Corythoichthys intestinalis (scribbled pipefish) is the source of this 3219-nucleotide messenger RNA. RefSeq names its product tripartite motif containing 25, like (gene trim25l). The record is from RefSeq and is a predicted model, not a curated record. The coding region runs from base 53 to 2419 and encodes 788 amino acids. The transcript is spliced from 16 exons. Lineage: Eukaryota; Metazoa; Chordata; Actinopteri; Syngnathiformes; Syngnathidae. Gene Ontology annotation, molecular function: zinc ion binding; protein binding.